GCGGCUGGUGGGACUGGGCGGCUGGGAGAGGAUGUGACUUUCCGGAGGGACCCGAGCAGGCUUUGUGUGGACAACAAGUUCCACCAAGUAAGAAGAGUGAUGACCAUCCUUUUCCUUACUAUGGUUAUUUCAUACUUCAGUUGCAUGAAAGCUGCCCCUAUGAAAGAAGCAAGUGUCAGAGGACUAGGCAGCUUGGCUUACCCAGGUCUUCGGACCCAUGGGACUCUGGAGAGCCUAAGUGGGCCCAACACUGGUUCAAGAGGACUGACCUCAUUGGCAGACACUUUUGAACAUGUCAUAGAGGAGCUUCUAGAUGAGGAACAGGACGUCCAGCCCAGUGAGGAAAACAAGGAUGCCGACUUGUACACAUCUCGGGUUAUGCUAAGCAGUCAAGUGCCUUUGGAGCCCCCAUUGCUCUUUCUGCUUGAGGAGUACAAAAAUUACUUGGAUGCUGCAAAUAUGUCCAUGAGGGUCCGGCGCCACUCUGACCCUGCUCGCCGUGGGGAGCUAAGCGUGUGUGACAGUACUAGUGAGUGGGUAACAGCAGCAGAGAAAAAGACUGCAGUGGACAUGUCUGGUGCAACGGUUACGGUCCUGGAAAAAGUCCCAGUACCCAAAGGCCAACUGAAGCAAUACUUCUAUGAGACCAAAUGCAAUCCCAAAGGUUACACAAAAGAGGGUUGCAGGGGCAUAGACAAGAGGCACUGGAAUUCCCAGUGCCGAACUACCCAGUCUUAUGUGCGAGCUCUCACCAUGGAUAACAAAAAGAGAGUUGGCUGGCGGUUUAUAAGAAUAGACACUUCCUGUGUAUGUACAUUGACCAUUAAAAGGGGAAGAUAGUGGAUUCAUGUUGUAUAGAUUAUAUUGAGAUAAAAUUAUCUAUUUGUAUAUAUACAUAACAGGGUAAAUUAUUCAGUAAAAUAAUAAUUUUAUGGACUGCAUGUAUAACUGAAGUUUAUACAGUACAGUGGUUCCACAAUCUAUUUAUUGAACAUAUCCAUGACCUGAAGGGGAACAAACGUCAUUUGCGCACAACUAAAACAAAUAAGUCUCUGCAUUACAUUCCUCGAUAACAUUGUGGUUUGUUGCCGUUGCCAAGAAUCGAAAACGUAAAAAGUUUAAAAAAAAUAAUAAAAUUGCAUGCUGCUUCAAUUGUGAAUUGAUGAUAAACUGUCCUCUUUCAGAAAAAAAAUUUGAACCAAAACAUUCCGUUUACAUUUUAGACAGUAAGUAUCUUUAUUCCUGUUAGUAUUAUAUCUGUUUACUGCUUUUAACUUCUGAUAGCGUUGGAAUUAAAACAAUGUCAAGGUGCUGUUGUCAUAGUUUUACUGUUUUAUUUUUUUACUUUUAAAUUCCCUCGAGGUUGGAAAAAGAAAAAAAAUCGU
Terrapene triunguis (Three-toed box turtle) is the source of this 1385-nucleotide messenger RNA. It is a transcript of the gene BDNF, whose product is annotated as brain derived neurotrophic factor. Gene Ontology annotation, molecular function: growth factor activity; nerve growth factor receptor binding. Lineage: Eukaryota; Metazoa; Chordata; Testudines; Emydidae. Gene Ontology annotation, biological process: positive regulation of collateral sprouting; memory; negative regulation of neuron apoptotic process. The transcript has 2 exons. The coding region runs from base 100 to 840 and encodes 246 amino acids. The record is from RefSeq and is a predicted model, not a curated record.